AUGUCGAGUAGUACCAGCAAAGUGACCUAUCCCUUCUGGUAUGGAGGUGCUGCGAGCAUGGCGGCGUGCUUGGUUACUCAUCCAUUAGAUUUAGCCAAGGUAAGACUACAAACUGCACCUGAACGUGGUCAAUCAUUGUUCUCCAUGGCAAUAUCCAUCGUGAAGUAUGAGGGGGUCUUCAAACUAUACUCGGGGUUGACCGCUUCACUACUUAGGCAAGCUACUUACUCGACUGCUAGGUUUGGUGUUUACGAAUUUUUGAAGGAGCAGUACCAACGAAAGUACAAUGUCAUGCCAUCUACAGCUGUCUUGUUACCAAUGUCGAUGAUUUCUGGCGCAUUAGGUGGACUUGUUGGAAAUCCAUCUGACGUGGUGAAUAUUAGAAUGCAAAAUGAUUCAGCUUUGCCCCAGGAACUUAGAAGAAAUUACAAGAAUGCCUUUGAGGGGCUCUUCAGGAUUGUCAAAAGUGAGGGAAUUUGGACACUUUUUAGAGGAUUAACUCCCAAUCUUAUAAGAGGUGUUUUGAUGACAGCAUCUCAAGUGGUGACUUAUGACAUCUCAAAAAACUUUCUUGUAGAUUGUCUUUCAAUGGACUCACUGAAAAAGUCCACACAUUUUAGUGCUUCAUUGAUGGCGGGAUUAGUAGCGACUACCGUAUGUUCACCGGCAGAUGUUGUGAAGACUCGUAUAAUGAACGCCCAAGGAACAAGUUCGGGCGCCUUGAGCAUUUUAACCACGGCUGUCAAAGCAGAGGGUCCAGCGUUCAUGUUCAGAGGCUGGCUUCCAUCUUUCAUUCGUCUCGGUCCUCAUACUAUCGCAACGUUCCUUGUGCUUGAGCAACUAAGAAAGUAUAGGAUAGGCAUGGGUGCUUAA
Molecule: messenger RNA, 873 nt
Organism: Candidozyma auris
Lineage: Eukaryota; Fungi; Ascomycota; Pichiomycetes; Serinales; Metschnikowiaceae
Exons: 2
Coding region: 1-873 (290 amino acids)
Biological process (GO): thiosulfate transport; oxaloacetate transport; succinate transmembrane transport
Molecular function (GO): sulfate transmembrane transporter activity; antiporter activity; succinate transmembrane transporter activity
Source: RefSeq, a predicted model, not a curated record